Ilyonectria robusta is the source of this 2652-nucleotide messenger RNA. RefSeq names its product bacterial alpha-L-rhamnosidase-domain-containing protein. The transcript has 2 exons. Gene Ontology annotation, biological process: carbohydrate metabolic process. NCBI's taxonomy places the organism in Eukaryota, Fungi, Ascomycota, Sordariomycetes, Hypocreales, Nectriaceae. Bases 1 to 2652 code for a protein of 883 amino acids. The record is from RefSeq and is a predicted model, not a curated record.
AUGGCUACCACCAUUGUCGACGUCAGAUUCGAGCACUACCAACCCAUUAACGCUUUGGGGGUAAAUGAAACAAAUCCGAGGAUCUCGUGGCGCUUCGAGAACGCCCCUCUCGACUUUGAUCAGGAAGAAUAUCAGCUAGAGCUGAAACAACUCACCAACCAUGGCUUUACCGAGUUGGGCUCUGUUCGGGUAGUUGCCUCGGACUCCCAGCUCGUGCCCUGGCCGUACGACAAGCCCCUUGAGUCUCGGAAACGAUACUCGGUAGUGGUGAGAGCUCGUGGAAAGGGUCUGUCGGACUUUACGCCAUGGAGUGAGCCAUCAAUACUGGAAGUUGGCCUCCUCUCGCGCGACGAUUGGAGCAGCCAGCUCAUUUCAGCGCCCUGGGCAGAGUCUAAGGAGGAGCCUCAGCCGGAAGACCUGUUCCGCAAGGAAUUCGAUGCAAAAAAGGACGUUUCAUCUGCAAGACUCUACAUCUCAGCUCACGGCGUAUACGAAGCCGAGAUCAACGGCCAAAAAGUGGGAGACCAUUUCCUCGCCCCAGGCUGGACCUCGUACGCCGGAAGGCUUCAGUACCAGACCUACGAUGUGACCAAACACAUUUCGCAACGCAAUUGCCUAGGCAUCCGAGUUGCCGAGGGCUGGUUUAACGGACGUUUCGGCUUCGAGGGCGGACGCCGCAACAUCUGGGGCGUCAGGAAUGCAGCCUUUGCUCAGCUGGAAAUGACCUACGGCGACGGCUCCUCUCAAAUUAUUUGCACCGACGAUUCCUGGCUUGUAACUCAAGGCCCGAUCCGGCUUGCAGAGCUGUACAAUGGAGAAAAGUACGACGCAACCAUGGAGGUCGAUGGCUGGUCGAGCCCUGGAACCAAUACUCAACAGUGGCGCAGCGUCAAUGUCGAACCCCUCUCGGAUAGUGUAGAGCUCACCUCUGGCUUUGCGGAACCUGUUCGACGUUUAGAGACCAUACGCCCCAUUGAGCAGAUGCAGUCUCCAUCAGGAAAGCUCAUCCUGGAUUUCGGACAAAACCUCGUGGGAUACGUCAGGCUCAAGCAGCUAUCGGGACCAAAAGGGCACCGUGUGAUACUGUCGCACGCCGAAGUGCUCGAAAAAGGCGAGCUCUGCACCCGUACCCUUCGCAUCUGCGACGCCCAGGAUGUUUACACUUGUAAGGGAGAUGAAGCGGGCGAGUCUUUUGAACCCCGGUUUACGUUUCAUGGCUUUCGGUAUUUGCAGGUGGACAACUGGCCGCAACCCGAGUCCAGUCUGCUCGAUUCCGUCGAAGCUGUCGUAUGCAACUCCGACAUGGAGUCAGCAGGGUCUUUUGAGUGUUCGAACCCAAUGCUGAACCAGCUCUUUCGUAACAUCCAGUGGGGGAUGAGGGGAAACUUCUUCCACGUCCCAACCGACUGCCCUCAGCGCGAUGAGCGUCUUGGGUACUCGGGAGACCUGGCUCUGUUUGCGCCUACUGCUGUGAUGCUGUACAAGUGUUUUCCGUUUCUCAAAAACUGGCUGGUGGAUGUGGCAUUCGAUCAACACGUUCUCGGCGGCACGCCUCCCGUUGUCUCCCCCAAUGCGUUGCUAGGUGACCCCGUAUGGGGAAAGGUGAUGCCCCUUGCGAUUUGGCAUGAUGUUGUCAUUCUUGCGCCAUGGGACUUGUGGCAAGAGACGGGUGACGUGGAUAUUCUCGAGCGUCAGUAUGCUUCUAUGGCGACUUGGAUACGCAAGAUUCCCAGGAAUGAGACUGGCCACAUUCACUUGUGGGACAUGUCGAGCUUCCAGCUCGCGGAUUGGCUAGACCCUAAUGCACCGCCUGAAAACCCUCAAAAGGCAUUGACAGAUCCCGUGUUGGUGGCCAACGCGUUCCUAGUCCGUUGUCUCGACAUCAUGGUCCAAGUGGCCCGGAUUCUCGGGCGUGCAACAGACCAACGGUAUUUCCAAGAGCAAUUAGAUGCCGCACGAUACGAAUUCUCCGAUGAAUACAUAUCCCCGAGUGGAAGAAUUGUAUCCGAUAGCCAGACUGCGUAUUCGUUGGCGAUCUGCUUCGAGCUGCUCACCCCAAGCCAAAGAGUCCACGCAGGAGCCCGCCUCGCCGAAAUAGUGUCCAAGAACUCGUUCAAUAUCGGCACAGGCUUCGCUGGAACACCUUUCGUGUGCGAGGCGCUCGCGCAAACCGGCCACAGCGACGUGGCCUACAAGAUGUUGCUGAACGAGGAGUGCCCUUCGUGGCUGUACCCAGUGACGAUGGGCGCGACAACCAUAUGGGAGCGGUGGGACAGCAUGCGACCCGACGGGUCGAUUAAUCCCGGUGAAAUGACUUCGUUCAAUCAUUAUGCCUUUGGCGCCGUGGCUGCCUUUAUGUUCGAGCGACUCGUAGGCUUGCGGUCUGCUGCCCCGGGGUGGAAGAGGUCCCAGAUGAGGCCCGAUAUUGCGGCAGGCUUUACCUGGGCCAAGGCAGAGCACGCGACCCCAUACGGCAAGGUGUUUGGGUCUUGGUCGUUGACUGAUGAACAAGGAGGCACUUCCAAACUGAAAGUCAAUGUUGUUGUUCCGCCAACAACUGAGAUGGAGAUCGUCCUACCUGGCUCUGAUGGCAAUAGUGUUAAGAUUGUAGGCGCCGGUAGUUGGGCUUUUGAGAUUUUGUAUCACAAGUAG